Caretta caretta (loggerhead turtle) is the source of this 3865-nucleotide messenger RNA. It is a transcript of the gene SMAGP, whose product is annotated as small cell adhesion glycoprotein. The record is from RefSeq and is a predicted model, not a curated record. NCBI's taxonomy places the organism in Eukaryota, Metazoa, Chordata, Testudines, Cheloniidae.
GGGGGGGGUUUCCCCCUGGCAGCACAGUGCUGUUUUGGGGAUAGAGACUUACUUUCACAGUCACCACUGGUUCUGAUCCACUUUACAACCCAUGUCCGCUCAUCUGGGGUGUCUAUCAACUCCCAAUCCAGCCCUACAGCUGAAUAUGGUCUGUGGCGUAAGGGAGAGACAAACCAGGGAGACCCUGCUGAAGGCUUGGUUGGGGUGGAUUAACUCCAAACCCCACAGGGACAGUUUUUUGAAAGAGCUUAGCUCCCAUUUAGGCCCCUCAGUGAGAGUUGCUGGGUGUUUAAACACUUAUGAGAAUCUGGCCCAUUGGGUCAAAUCCUGACUGGUUACUGCCCUUGCUGGUGCUUACAGGAGCUCAGCACAUGACCGGUCCAGGCCCAGAGUCAGAGAGAGGGUUUUUAACUUCUGGACUGCGUUGGCAGCAGAGGGAGGAUGCAAAAGCCAAAAUGCUGCUCCCCCUUUGUCUCUAUUCCUCUUUCAGAGUUUCCCUUUAGAAGUUGCCUCGGCAUCAGUGCUUUUAGCAAGGCGCUGUGUUUUCAUUUGAGUUUAAAUUCAGCAGACUCGUAAAAGCCUCUCCAAGGUGCGGUUGAAUUGUCAACUGGCCUUCCCUAGGAAGGCGCAGGAAGUGAAAAAUCCUCCCCAAACAAACAGAUGAAACCGAGCAUGUGGACUACAAAGAACAGAUGCUAGAACCAAGCCAGAAUAUGAUGGGCUUGUUAGAGUCAACUCUUUAGAGGGAAGGAGGACUUGUGGCACCUUAGAGACUAACCGAUUUAUUUGAGCAUGAGCUCGUUAGAGGGGAGACCCAGCUGUCUAGUGUCAUUGGCAGUGAGAGAUUGAGCCUUUAGGUCACUGGUUGGAACCUAGCUUAGGUCUGAUCAUCACAUUGCUGUUACAAACUGAAUUCCGGGGGUCUCCAUCCAGCCCCUACUGUGCAGGCAUCCCUGACCGUGGCAGUGUGACUUGGCUGGUAAGCUCUUUGGGAUAGGGACCAUCUUUUGGUUCUGAGUUUGUACAGCACCUUGCACAAUGUGUCCUGGGUCAAGACUGGGGCCCCAGCUGCUUCUGCAAUACAAAUGGGGCUAGCAAGAGAAAAUGACGCUCUGGGAUGUGGAAGGCCUUAGUUCCAGCCCCUGCGCCAAGGAAAAAUCUAUCGAUAUAAAGUGGAACAGCUUCAAGAGAAGAAAGAGAUUGAAACCCCCACCACAACAUGCCCUAUACCCAGAUGGUUCAGACACUCAGUGGGAGGCUGGGUUCAAAGUCCCUGCUUCAGAACGGAUUCAAACAUGUGUCUUCUAUGUCCCAGGUCGGUGCAUGCUCUAAGCACUGGGGUAAUGGUUAUGAGGCGUUAGCACCAUCAUCCUUCCCUUUGCUUUGAUUUUAAAAAUGCCUGAAAACUAAGUGUUUUGGGUCAAAUGAAACAUUUCAUUCAAACCCAAGAUGACUUUUUUUUUUUUUUUACUUUUUCGAUUGCAAAAAAUGUUGGUUUCUUUUUCACAAUGGCCAGUGCACCAAAACCUUGGUUCCAUGCACAGCUAUUUGCAAUGCCAUGUCGCUUUAAAAACCACUUACAGAUGAGUAAAUAUCCAGUGUGUUAGGGAAGUGAGUCACUGGCUGGGGAACUACACCCAAUCAGCAAGGAGGCUGGAGAGGAACCAAGCAUUAGAGACUAGAGCCUCCCAGUAUCAGAACUGGAUUCCCAAAGGAGUUGGUGGUGGUGUUCGUCCUUUCCGAGACUGGCCCUAAAUUAGGACUCAAGUGCCUAGUCCCACUGAUGUCAAGGGUGAGGGUGCUCCGCACCUUGCAGGACUGCAGCUUCAGAGAGGCCUGUCUGAGUCAGCACCUUUGUAAGUUCUAAAAGAUCCCAAAAUUUAAAGUGGAAGGAUAAAAACACCUGCAACUCAGCUAGAUCCAUGGCAGCUACUCCACCACCUCUGCUACCUACAGAAGAGCUGACCACCCCUUUUCUGAAGAGGAUAAAUACGCCGUCUCUCCAAGAGGAAGCCAGUGUGGGUGUCAUCGCAGGCGUCAUCACGGUGGUUUUCAUCACACUACUGACAGUCCUGGUAAUCAUCAUCACAUACCUGUACAAGAAUAAAGGUAGCUACCAUACCUAUGAGCAACCAGAAGCAGAUGUGUCUGUAGAGAUGGAGAACCUCCCUUCGAAAGGAGAAAAGGAAGAAUAUUUUAUAUAACCCAUUCAGUGUGGCUAACAGCUUCUACACCAUACUCAGGUUUGACGCUAAGUUACCCGUAUUUCCUGGACUCAGGAUCUAGAGACUUUUUCCCCCUAAUUUAUGAAGUUAAUCCAAGAAGGAAAAGUGUAAUACGUGCACAGUGCUAACCUCAACCAUCAUUCCACGGUGUAGAAUUCUGGUUAAACUGAAGGCAAGGAUCUCCAGCUUAAUAAAAGUGAUUGGGUUGGAAGCACUACACUGUAAAAGGUGCUAUCAUCCCAGCUAGCAACUUCUUUGUCUGGUUUGUAAAAUGGACUGCCGAACAUCUAGAGUUUCUCUCCUCAAGCAAAGAAUGUUAAGGAAGGGGGGGAGGAGACACAGAUUAAAGGCCAAAGUUAAUCAAUUUGUUAUUUGUGUUACAAUAAAGCCUAGAGGCCUCUAUCAUGCUAGGCUCUAAUACAAUUGCCUAGUGAGUCCCUGCCCCAAAGAAUUUAGUUUAAAGGGCCACCAAGCAGGAGGGGAACUGGAAGCACAGACAGGGGCAGUGACUUGCCUAAGGUCAUACAGCAAGUCAGUGGUAGAGCUGGAAGAGAACCCAGGGCUCCUGAUCCCAGCCCCGUGUCUUAACCCUUGGAGCACACUGCCUCUCAAAAUGAGGACAGCCAUUAGCUGACAGAGGCCAAUUAAAGAAACUUGCCUUAGGAGUUGAUUAUUCAGUGUUGUCCACUAUAGGGUUUCUUGCACUUUGAGGUGUUGCAUGUGGCACUGGCCAGUGUCUGAGACCAGACAGAUCCAUGCUCUAAUAAAGCACAAUAAUUCCUAUUACGUCCUUACAAGCGGUGAGGCUAGCAGCUUAUUUCAUGUAACCAAAAGUCACUCAGCAUAAUAAAGUCAUGCCUCUUUGUGGUGUAGGCUGUUGUAUCACUGUUCUGCACAGUGCCUUAGUCUGGUGUCACUAGUGCCACCACCAAAAGGAAAAACACCCAUAUUUAGGGCAAGUUACGUGAUCUUAGGCUGAAUCAAGCACUAAAAUUCAAAGCUCUUUACCUCUAUCAGCAAUAAUUCCCUGUUAGGGAUGGAAAAAAGGUGCCUGAAACUACAUUGCCCUUAUGUUUGCUGUAGACCAUCAGCGUUAAAUGACUGAGCCCCUCUAGUCUAGAUGACUCAACAUGCCCUGUGUUGCUUAGCUUCUGAAGCAGUAUGCCAGUGUCCAAGAGACUAAAAAUCCUUCAGUUUGGCAUGACCCUCUAUUGUACCGCAAGUCCACUUACCCAUCAUGCCAUUCUGUGAUAUCCUCACACAGCAACAGAACAAUCUACUCAAAUUUCCUUUCAUCCUUCCCUGUGUUAGGUUAGACUAGUGUGAAAUGCUCUCAGGAGAUCUACAGGGUUCUCCUCACCUCUUAAGAAAAGUUCCCCUUUCACAAAACCUGUUUAAGAUGAAGUUUGCAAGAAGGCAGGAAAGAAGAUGCAAGCCUUUAAAAAAAAACAAACAAAAAAAACAACUAACCACUGAGCUGAGAAACAGUCAGGAGUUCUUUGUGAGGUCUAAUGCAACUUUGUCACUUUAUUCAAAUUUUCAAAAUAGUCUUUAUUCUACUUUUUUUAGUAUAAAAAAAAUCCACAAGUUAAGUGCACCACAGUGUAUACAGAGAGAGACAUAAUGCUGAACUUCCAGAA